This is a messenger RNA of Orbicella faveolata, 2853 nucleotides long. Its product is annotated as tetratricopeptide repeat protein 7B-like. The record is from RefSeq and is a predicted model, not a curated record. Gene Ontology annotation, molecular function: protein binding. Gene Ontology annotation, cellular component: plasma membrane. Lineage: Eukaryota; Metazoa; Cnidaria; Anthozoa; Scleractinia; Merulinidae. Gene Ontology annotation, biological process: protein localization to plasma membrane; phosphatidylinositol phosphate biosynthetic process.
AUGUAACAUGAAGAAGGCAGUGUAAUUUGGCUCCAGGCUCAACGCCUAAUUUACCAAAAACAAACAUGGACGAUUUUGAAGAGAAGGUAAAUCUCUUCGUUUCUCGUGGAUCGCUUUUUAUUAUCCUUCAUACUAUUUAAAACAAUUUUCAUUUUUGUGAAAUAUCAUGUCUCGAAGAUCAAAAACCAGCCUAGAAAACGACAUAGAACGAUCUCGAUGGGAAGAAAAAUGGGAGCAUAUUCCAAAAUUGGUGGAACAGCUUUCGAGUCGGACGACAAGUGAAUCAAGUAUAGAUGCUGUGAAAAAGCUGUUGAUCAGUGAAUCUCAGCUGGAAAUAUACCUCAGAGAUAUUCCCCUUGGGACAUCUGAUCUUGUACAAGCCAAGAAAGCUUUGGAGGAGACUGUGAAGAACCUUGAAAAACUGGUUUCUCAAGAUAAACUGGGAAAGGCAGAGAGAAGCCAAGAGGCAUUAAUGCUGCUUUGUAAAGCUCACUUUCUGUUAGACGACUUCCAUAGCUGUGUCAAAUGCUGUAACCAGGCCGCAGCAAGUGACAUCCACAUUGACUCACAGUCAAAAAGGAAAUCAAAACUGGUCGCAGAUGGAUUUGCUUUCAAAGCCAUGGCUCUUGAGCAGUUGCAGUCAGCUGGAGAGAUGGAAAUCAGUGAUGAUGACAUCAUAUCUUGUUAUGAAUGUGCAGGGGACAUAGGUCUGUGGCUCACCACUGACCAGACAACCUCACAAAGGCCCACAGUUACUUCACAGUCCAUGCCGUUAGGAAGAACAUUAGAGAUAGCUCUCCAAAGGGCUCCAGUGUUGCUAAUUAAAAAUGGGAAAGUGAAAGAAGGAGUCGACAGGUUUCGGCAUCUGUUGAGAGUCAUGGAGACCAAAGCCACAGUUGGUUUAAGAAAGGGAUUAGCUAAGCAGCUGUCGCAGGUUCUUUUAAGGGGAGUUUGUGAGAGGACUUAUGAGAAACCUUUGAACCUGCUGCCUAGUUCACCUAUGAUCAGCUCAACGUCAUCACUGAAGGCUGCAUCCAAAAUAGACUUGAAGUCCACCAUCAUUAAUGUUAUUACUCACAAGUAUGCAGCAUUCUCUCUAAAGCCACAAAUGUACAGUGGAGACAGUUUGUUUUUCCCCAGAAAUGAAACAGAGGAGAGUUUGCUUCUCUUGCUUUUGGAGGAAGCUAUGGUUUCCAAGGAUGCAGAGCUCAGUCAAGCUCCUGAAAAAUUAGCAGCACGACAACGAACAGUGGUAGACUCUGAGAGUGUGUAUGACUUAUUAACAGUGGCACUCGUCCGGAGAUCACAGUAUGGCAUGUUAGCAGAGUGUUUAGACAGAGGAAUGAAGGUUGCAUUUGAAGAGUUUCAUCUGUGGUUUCAGUUUGGCCUUUCUCUCAUCAGUGCUGGCAAAUAUGAUAGAGCCCUGUUGGUCCUUAAGCAGUGUCAUCAGCUCAGACCAGAAGAUUCUUUGGUUUGCCUUUACGCUGCCAAGCUCUGCUUCAACAACCUUCACAUGAUUGAUGAAGGGAUAAAGUUUGCUAAGACGGUGGUUGCCAUGGGAGAUGAAAAGGAACUCUCGUCCAGAGGAUACCUGGCUCUUGGUAUCGGCUACAGUCUGCUGGCAAGUGAAGCGUGUCUCAGAGGAGAGCGUCAGCAGCUUCAGAAACAAGCAAUCGAUGCUCUUCAGAAGGGACACAAUUUAGAUCCUGACGACAGUGAAGUGUUGUUUCACCUCGCUCUUAACCAAGCCCUGAUGAGACAGAUGACAAAGGCACUGAAGAACAUCAGAAACGCUCUUAAAAUGGACAUGAAUCAAUCCUUCUUCCUGCAUCUCUUAGCUCUUAUACUUUCUUCUCAGAAAAAGUUUGUUGAAGCUUUGGAGGUCUGUGAUGCCGCCCUCAUGGAAUUCCCAGACGACUUCAGUUUGCUUCUUACGAAGGUCAAACUGGAACAGACAUGUGUAGGAGGAGACCAAGCGUUGAUUACGUGCAAGCGGCUUUUGGAGACCUGGAAACUAGUGUACGAGUCUGACCUCUCAGGAUCCUCCGAGCUUCAAAGAGCUGGCUCAGGAUUACUGGACAAAGUUAUCACGGACACCCGAAGUUUGAAGCAGAUACCGCUGACAGAGUUCAGCAGCGACAAGGAUUCUGCAGACGGAGCAGGCUCUAUCGCGGCUUCAGUGCGCCUUGAGCAAGCAUUGUCUGAUGAGGCAGCGUCAACUUCUGUUAAACUCAGUGUCCCUGCUGUUCUAGCCUUACAAGCCAAGCUCUGGCUUGCUAUUGCUGACGUCUAUAUCUCCAUGGAGAAGGACGCUGAAGCACACGCCUGUGUACAGGAGGCUCACUUGAUAUUUCCUUUGUCCCCGGAUGUACUAUUCCAGCGUGGCCGCAUUUUCGAAGUCCGAGAAAACCUUACAGAUGCCAAGAACUGCUUUGACAAUGCGGUUUCUAUAAACCCCAGCCAUGUGCCCAGCUUGCAACGCUUGGGUGCAGUUUAUCAUAAGCUCGGAAAUCUUGUCAUGGCUGAGAAAGUUCUCCGCGAAGCCAUCAACAUUGACCCAACAGCAUUUGAGGCUUGGCACGUGUUGGGCGUGGUAUUGGAAGCACAAAACGAGCACGAGGCUGCCAGCGAGUGUCUUAUGACGGCUAUUGACUUGGAAGCCACGCAUCCUAUUGUACCUUUUACUGUGAUUCCACGUUUGUUAUGACCCAAUGGAGCUCAUCCACAAAAGCCAAUAAAAUUAUAUAAGCACCAUUUAGGGCCUGAACUUAUAACUGAAAACUCCAUCAGAUUUGACAGGCAAUAAAGAGCGUCCUGUGUAAUUACCAAAUAAAAACAUCGAAAAUGACACAA